CUGAAGGUGCACUACCACGCGAUUCCACUCCCUCUGAAAAAAAAACUCACGGUAGAUCUCAGCGGCGAAAAAUCUCGCUUGCAUUUGGAGUUAGGUCACUCAGGUGGCAAGCUAGAUCAGGAGUAGCGGGUGUGCGUGUGAGCUACUCACGCACACAAAAUCCAAAACAACCUGACUUCUUUACUUCAGUUUCAUCCAGUCUCCCCUCCGCCGUAAUGCUCAACUAUGGUGAGAGUCCGGCUCCCACUGCAUCUGCGGUGGUCAGCCGGAGGAGAACCGUUGGUGACCAGAGGUUCACUUGUUCCCAACAAUCUGUACUCAUUGCUAUAGAUAGAUUUGUCAAAGCUGUUAAUAAUAUGGAUGCCACUGUUUUGAUACCAUCCAGAUUAAGGGAUAUGGAGCUGCAAAAUCGGAGAAAAACCUCCCAACCUCCACCUGGCUUGCAAAACCACCAGGAUCUUUAUAGUUUCUACUCUAUGCUGAAGGACGUUAAAAAUGAGCUUCUGUGGGGUCCUUCAUCCGUGAAUGCGACCCUGUUCCCUGUCGGGGGAUCCUUUAGUGGAUUAUCUAGUUCACGAAGAUCUACCAUGAGCAUGAUGAUGACCGCUGGUAUGACCACUGGAAUGACCACACCACGGCAAGCGUCUGAUGAUGGAUUGGGAAGUAGUUUGGGCUGCUCAUCAGACCAAGAUACAGAUAGUGAAUUUGAAAGUAUAAUGACUGACAGAGAGAGUAUGAUUAUGGAACAGACUUCGCAUUUAGCAACUGCGUUUCGGCAUCAUCUGCAUGGACUUCAUGCGAUUUUGCAUCAGCUUGCGGAUUCUGCUGACUAUUUGUCCAACAGGUAUCAAGAAGAAAUUGAUUCGCCUCUUGCAUAGCCCAAAGCGAAAAGAGCUUCUGACUGACGGCCAUUCUCAAAAUUAUACUAUGUGUGUGCAAUUUGAUCGAUGGUUCCUUUUUUAAGGAUGGUGCUUUGCUCAAUAAUGUGGAUUGUUUACGUCUGGUUACUUACUGGAUACUGAGUUACUUCCAUUUAUGCUGAUUCCGUGCAUAGUUAAAAGUAAUACUGAGCUUUACUAUGCCUAUCUAUACCUAUUUACUUGAUUUAAGUUCAUAUCAAUUUAGUUUAUUUUAAAUUAUAAAAAGACCAAAAGUUGGUCAUUUGAAAUUGAAAAUUAAUAACCACAAAUGAUUUUAAAUAACAAAUGAAAAUUAACCAUUCAUAUUUAUUGGCCAUUUGAAAUUUAUUUAAUUAUUUUUUAAGCUGCUAUGUAAAGCUUUUGGAAUUCUCCUAGACAAGAUGGAUUAUGAUAAAUUUAAUUUUCGAUUAAAAUAUUUUUUUAAUUUUUUUAUUAGAAUAAGAUCUAUUUUAGAAUUUUAUGGGUAAGCAGCAAAAAAAAUAGAAUAAAUAACAUAUUUAGAGUAUAUUUAAAGAACAGAAGUUAUCAUUAUAAUUUCUCAGAUACGAAUUUCGGUUUGCAAUUCGCGAAGCAAAUGCUUUAUUUAUUCAAUUAAAAUUUAUCUUACUGCAAGAUUUUCUAGGAAUAUCUUGUGCUGAACCUUCCAGUUUAGUGUGCUUGAACCAGUAUGUUUGAUCCAAUGUGAAAGAACUUUAAUAUAAUUUUCAUAUUUGUGGAAAAAGAUGCUAAGAGCAUUUAAACUCUCUGUAAAACUAGUCUCAAUUUCAAGCCAAACAUAUGUGUUGAGAAUGGCCGAGAGAAAUGAAUGAAAUAUUAUAUCAGAGCAGUGUUCGUUGACUUGUUAUGUUAGUUACGAAAACAAAAUACUUUCGCUUUUUCGAAUUACCUUUGGAUUAUAUUUCCAUGCCUUUAAGGAAGAAACAGGGGGCUUUUUUUUUGUCUUGAAAAUGAUACCAAUGGGAAUACUGCACUCUAAAUUUUUUACAACUUAUGUUGCCAAAAUUGAGUUUUAAGUUUGUGGUAUUUGGUCCGUGCUUUAACAAUAGAAGAAGUUGGAUAAGAAUUUAGAACUAUGAAAAUUCUCAAAAUAAAUAUGAAGACAUACCUGUCGAUUCCCAGGAUUGGAAAAGCAUAUCAAGAAUUGAAAAUUCAACCAUUCCUUUUUCAUCCUAAAAAUUUUUCAAGUCAUAUCUGAUUUGAAGUCAACAGAAGAAAAGAAGGAAAACAUUCUAAAAUAAGUGAAAAUCACAAACAUUUUAAUCAUAUUACAAUAACUGAAAAAUAUUCAAAUUAUUUUGCUGUUAGGCAAAAAUAAAUUAGCUUCUGCUUUGUUUGCACAUAAGCUUAUUUGAUAAAAAUCAGUUUUAAAAUCCAAUUUGUUGUUUUCAUACGGGUUUCUUUCUUUUAUUUCCUGUGGUUAAUCUCUGUUUUUAUGUUUAUCUGCUACUUGUUAAUUUCUGUUAAAGCUGAUGUUUGCUUCCGCUGCCGGAAGUUUGGGCAGGUAUUGAGUUUGACAGUUUUUAAUUUGUUAAAUUUUAAAUUCAGUCAAAGAUUAAAGCAAACUUAAAACUGGAUUUUAAACUGCUGAUCUUAACGCUUGAAAUAACUUGAUUGAAGAGAAAGAAAAUACCCGCAGCAUGAAAAAUGAAAUAUUUGUCUCCUUAAAAAAUGCUUAAAAAUGUCAUAGACAUAUUUUUAUUUAUUUGCUAAAACAUAGAAAUUUUUUAGUUUCUCCAGUAAUUAUUAUCGCCUUGCAUUUAUACUUUUGAAACGUUUUAUUUUAAAGAUAGGAUAAAUAAAAAUAUUUAUUUCGAUGUGCAAUCAAAAACUUACUUAUCAAAGACUUAGUGCAUUUUACUAUUACUGAAAAGGUCUUUGUAAACAGUAGUAGUAUAAUUUAUGUCUAUUCAAAUAACAAUAGA
This is a messenger RNA of Parasteatoda tepidariorum (common house spider), 2842 nucleotides long. RefSeq names its product mid1-interacting protein 1A. Lineage: Eukaryota; Metazoa; Arthropoda; Arachnida; Araneae; Theridiidae. Gene Ontology annotation, biological process: regulation of lipid biosynthetic process. The record is from RefSeq and is a predicted model, not a curated record. Gene Ontology annotation, cellular component: cytosol.